Messenger RNA from Macrosteles quadrilineatus (aster leafhopper), 3235 nucleotides. RefSeq names its product sodium-independent sulfate anion transporter-like. Gene Ontology annotation, biological process: transmembrane transport. NCBI's taxonomy places the organism in Eukaryota, Metazoa, Arthropoda, Insecta, Hemiptera, Cicadellidae. Gene Ontology annotation, cellular component: membrane. The record is from RefSeq and is a predicted model, not a curated record. Bases 77 to 2047 code for a protein of 656 amino acids. The transcript has 16 exons. Gene Ontology annotation, molecular function: sulfate transmembrane transporter activity.
UAUCAGUAUUAGUGCCUACUAACAGUGCUUGUGCCCGGCAGAACCAUACACACAGCAUUGUUGAUAAGAGGCCAGCAUGACAGAGGGUGGAGGGGAAAAAGUGGACCACUCGACCAGCACAACCCCUACAUUUCAGCGCAAGUUUAUACAAAGGCAUGAACAGUCAGUUAGUGUCGGCAGUGAUGACUUCAUAUUGGUUGAAGACUUGGGACCUCAUCGGAAAAUCAGUGUUAAGGAAAAAGUGGACAACAUCAAACCAUGGGUGUCACAUAAGAUACAGAAGUCGAUGACAAAAAAGAAUCUGAAAAGGAGGUUCCCCAUCACUUGUUGGUUGCCCGGCUAUUCGUCCGAGGAUGCUGUAGGAGACUUGGUGGCAGGAGUCACUGUGGGCCUGACAGUAAUACCUCAGAGUCUGGCUUACUCCAACAUAGCCGGACUACCAGCACAGCAUGGUCUCUAUGGCUCCUUCCUUGGCGCGUUCAUGUACAUAUUCCUCGGUAGCUGUAAAGACGUCCCCAUGGGUCCCACAGCUAUAUGUUCCUUACUUACAUACACAACGUUGAAAAAUCUUGGACCAGCUUACGCAACUUUGCUGUGCUUUCUUUCCGGAGUUAUUCAACUGCUCAUGGGCAUUGCUGGGUUAGGUAUAAUCAUAGAUUUUAUUUCUGGACCGGUUUCAUCUGGAUUCACUUCAGCUGUUGCACUGCUUAUUUUAAUGUCUCAGGUGAAAGACAUUCUAGGAAUCAAAGCGGCUGGUUCAACGUUUGUGGAGAUGGCCAUAUCAAUAUACAAGGACAUUCACAAUACUAGGUUCUGGGAUACAUUUCUGGGUAUCAUCUGCAUAUUCUGCCUUCUUCUGUUGAGGCUUCUAAGUGACGUGAAAAUUGGACCAGACGAGUGGACCGGAGUUGCACGGACUCGCUACCAAAGAAUCUUCAAUAAGGUGGUAUGGAUGAUCGGUACUUCUAGAAAUUCGAUCCUUGUAAUAGUAGGAGGUAUUCUGGGGUUUUACCUUUACCAACCUGGUCUUCCUUUGAAAGAACAGGCAGUCUUACUAAUUGGUCAUAUUCCCCCGGGACUUCCUACCAUUGAGCCGCCUCCAUUCUCCGUAACAAAGGGUAACGUGACUUACGGUUUUGUCGACAUGGUCACCCAGAUGGGUCAAGGAGUUAUUGUCACUCCGUUAAUCGCUUUGCUUGAGAACAUUGCGAUCUGUAAGGCUUUUGCCAAUGGCAAGACUGUAGAUGCUACACAGGAGUUGAUAGCCGUUGGUCUCUGUAACAUUGGAAACUCCUUCUGUCACAGUUUUCCCGGUUCCGGCUCUCUGUCCAGGAGUGCUGUCAACAACUCCAGUGGCGUUAGGACUCCUCUUGGAGGGCUCUACACCGGUAUCCUAGUGAUAGUUUCCCUGAUGUUUUGCACUCCCUACUUCUUCUUCAUCCCCAAGACAGUUCUUGCAGCAGUCAUCGUAGCAGCUGUGGUGUUCAUGGUUGAGGUCAGAGUGGUCAAGCCUAUCUACAGGUCAAAAAAGAGUGAUUUGAUUCCUGGCAUCGCCACUUUCAUAGCCUGCCUCGUGUUGAAGCUGGAGGUCGGAAUACUCAUAGGGAUUGGUCUCAACCUCAUCAGCAUUCUCUACCACGCAGCCCGGCCCAAGAUAUCCAUGGAGAUUAUGAAGAGCCGAGGAGGCGUCGAGUAUCUACUACUCACUCCUGACCGUUGUCUAAUCUUUCCCUCCGUGGACUAUGUGAGCAAUCUGGUGACAAAACACAGCAUCAAGCAAGGCAUCCCUGUGGUCAUCGACUGCUCUCAUAUCUAUGGAGCGGACUUCACUGCGGCCAAGGUAAUAGAAAUGUUGACCCAAGACUUUUCACGCAGAAGACAGCCAUUGUUCUUCUACAAUCUCAAACCAAGUGUUGUCGCAGUCUUUGAAGGCAUCAAACCUAAAGACUUUGUAGUCUAUUAUAAUGAACAUCAACUGGACAACCUUCUUCUACAGCAUACAGCCAACCUGAGAAAAAUGGCAAACCUGAGGGACUUUAAAGUAUGACGAUAGAAUUUUUGAAAUUCAACGUGUGCAUCCUAGCAACUUCCCUCUGAAGAAGAUCUCUGAAGAUCAAAAUCAUGUUUUAAACAGUUUUGUGGAUUAGAAAUAUCUUAUAUAUAAUAAAACCAAUUUGCACCUACUAGGAAAACUGUCGGUGCAUGACAACUUGCAAUAUUUUCCUACAUUUUAGAAAGCCAGUCAUAGCAAUCAAUUAAGCAAGUACUUUAAAAAUCUAUAGUUUGCAUAAAAUGUUAAACUAAUCGGUACAAACAAAAUAUUUUCUCGAGCUGAUUAAAAUCUGAGUGAAACAUAAAAGUAAGUUUUGAUUCAAUUUUGAAUAAUCAUAUCGAUUAAAAUUGAAUUCAAAAUUCAAGCCUUACGUUAAGAUAAAGAUAGAAUAGAUAAAAGACACUGUGAUAAUGUUUUAUGGAAGCAUUUCUUAUAGAAUUCUAUGUAACAAUACUUAUGCUUACACCCUAGUUUGUAGAAAACAAAUUGUAUUUAAUGUACAAUAACGAAGAUGAAACAUCAAACUUUAAUUAAAUUACAAAUCAACAAAUAAAAAGGUCAAGUACCUGUUGUACCGUCAAUUAUCAGUUUUUUGUCUAGCGACUAAGGUUUUGAAUUUAAAGGUUCAUUUUCAAGCUGAAGUCCACCAAGUGGUUGAACAAAAUCCUCUUCAUCCAUGGUUGUGAAGAGUCGUAAUAUACACCUAACACUUGCACAAAAACACAAACUUAGCCAAAUUGUACAGGUACUGAUAGUCUGUGGUGUGGUCGGCAGAAGAUGACGAUGACGUUUUUCAACUAGUUGGUCUACUUCAGCUUCUAAAUUAAACUUUAGGUUCAUAACAAAACCUUGGUUGCUAGAAAAAAGACAGAUAAUGGACAGAACAAUAAAUAUUUUAUUUAACCUUCUUAUUUGUAAAAAAUAUUGCCCAAAGGCUAAACAUGUUCAAUAAAUAAAUACAGUUAUACAAUUGGGAAACUGUGAACAUAUUAGAAAAUAUCCAUAAAUAGGAGCAUUUUUUUUACUUUUGAAAGUGAUAGUAUUAUUCUAUUUUGUCCUAAUACUAAAAAAACAAGUAUUUAAUAAGCUGUUUAUACUAAUAAGGUAGGCUAUUAAAAUAGAUUCUAUUUUAGAUUUUAAAUGUGUUUAAAAGAGUAAAAUGUUGUCCUGUAAAUAAAUGUA